This is a messenger RNA of Psilocybe cubensis, 2508 nucleotides long. RefSeq lists its product as uncharacterized. Gene Ontology annotation, biological process: polyphosphate metabolic process; monoatomic anion transmembrane transport; phosphate ion transport. Gene Ontology annotation, molecular function: phosphate transmembrane transporter activity. Lineage: Eukaryota; Fungi; Basidiomycota; Agaricomycetes; Agaricales; Agrocybaceae. The record is from RefSeq and is a predicted model, not a curated record. The transcript is spliced from 13 exons. Gene Ontology annotation, cellular component: membrane. Bases 1 to 2508 code for a protein of 835 amino acids.
AUGAAGUUCAGUUCUUCGCUCAAGUUCAAUGCGGUAUCUGAUUGGUGGGAUGAAUACAUCGCGUACGACGCGCUGAAGAAAUACAUCUACCAGUUGGAGAAACAACAAAGUGGAAGAGAUCUUUCUCUUUCACGAGACUUGGAAUCGAAUGAACGAAGUGCACUUCUCAACGAAGCCGAUGCAACGGAGACGGAUGGAAUGUUCAUACCUCUACUCGACCGGGAGCUCCGGAAGAUCGUUGCAUUCUAUGAGCAACAGUCGAAGGAACUUCUGGACGACCUCGAGGAUCUGGAAAAGGAUGUUAUCUUGCAGGACGAGAUAGGGCUCCAAGGAGGAGAGCACUACGAUGAUUACGAGGAGUACGACGAGGAUGACAACGACAACGAUAGUAUAUCAGCUUCGCGCAGUCCAGACGGCAGGCGGACCUCGACGUCUCGACCACGCAAAUUGAGUGCUGCAGGAAGACUUCGGGUUCCCCAAGCGGGACCGAGCGGUUCUCCAGAGAUACAACGUCGACAAAGCUUGUCUUCAUUUGAAGAUAUGGAGGAUAGCUACCUGUCUUCCCGGCAUGGGAAAGGACCGAAAGGCACAGUUGCCAAACUUGCCAACAAGCUUAAAGACAGUUUCGUGUCAUCUUCCUCGACCACGGACCCUACCAUCUGGACAGCUCGAACAGACUACGCCUACGAUACCCGUUUGCUUUACAAACGACGCAUCACCAAUUUGUACAUCUCUUUCACUAAUCUCAAAUCAUACGUCGAAGUCAACUAUUCGGGCUUCCGUAAAAUCAUUAAAAAAUAUGACAAAGUCACUUUUUCAGAGCUGAAAGACCGAUACCUGCAUACCGUUGUUGAAAUUUCCGAGCCGUUUACCCAAGCUUCAAAAGACAAGAUCAAUGAUGCCCUUAAUCGCCUUCUCGAAUUAUAUACCAAAUGUGUUGCACGCGGCGACAAAGCGACUGCUCGCCAGCAAUUGAGAUUGCACCAGCGUGAAAACAUCGCCUGGGAACGUGAUACUGUGUGGAGACAAAUGAUAGGAAGGGAGAGGCGAGGUGAGGGUGCAGCGGAUGAUGCAGCUGGUGCAACCUUGUUGCAUGAACCAGAGAAAGCCAUCGUGGAUAUUCCGACCCCUGUUGGAAUGUUCAAAAUUACGAAACGCAGGAUUCUCAAGCUUUUGGCUGUCGCUGUUUUGGUUAUCAUGCUGAAUGUUCAAGUCGUCGAUGGAUUGGAAGCCAACAGGUGCUUGGCCAUUCUCUCGUUUUGCACUGUACUCUGGGCAACAGAGGCUAUACCUCUUUUUGUUACUUCGAUGUUUGUUCCACUUCUUUUGGUCUUACUUCGUGUUAUCAGAGAUGCAGAUGGCGUUCAAUUAUCACCCCCUGAAGCUACGAAAUAUGUGUUUUCAAUAAUGUUUUCUCCUACAAUUAUGCUCCUCAUCGGCGGAUUCACCAUUUCUUCGGCACUCAGCAAAACAAAUAUUGACCGUGUUUUGAUCACACGCGUUCUGAGUUUGGCUGGUACUCGUCCAAGUACGGUGUUGCUUACUUUCAUGGGAGUCUCCUGCUUCGCAAGCAUGUGGAUAAGCAAUGUCGCGGCCCCCACUCUCUGCUUUACCCUGAUUCGACUUGCUAUUGCAUUGGCAGCCAACGUCGGCGGUCAGAGUUCACCCAUUUCAUCACCGCAAAAUCUUAUUGCCCUCGAUGCCAUGGACCCCAAGGUCGACUGGGCCACUUGGUUUGCUGUGGCUUUGCCAGUUUCUGCCGUGUCCAUUCUCUUAAUAUGGUGGCUGCUUCUUGUGUCGUACAAGCCCGCUCGCUCGCCUGACGGCGAUGGCUAUAUUGAGAUCAAAGUCAUUCGUCCAACCAGAGAACCUUUUACGUGGAAGCAGUACUGGGUCACGUUCGUGUGUCUGUUUACCAUCGCCUUGUGGUGUGUAGCACACAAGAUCGAAGAGCUGGUCGGUGACAUGGGUGUCAUUGCCAUCAUCCCUGUUGUCGCUUUUUUCUCAACGGGUGUAUUGAAGAAGGACGACUUCGACAAUUUCAUGUGGACCAUUGUGUUCCUGGCAAUGGGCGGUAUCGCAUUAGGCAAAGGAGUGAUGUCGAGCGGCCUCCUCGAAAUUAUGGAUGUCAUUAUUAGGGAUCUUGUCGAUGGAUUGUCGCUAUAUAAGGUUGUUCUGAUCUUAUCUCCCAUCGUAUUGAUCAUCUCGACUUUCAUCAGUCACACGAUAGCCAGUGUUCUGCUCGUCCCCAUCGCCAAAACAGUUGGCAAAAACUUGCCGGGAGAUCAGAGCAAUCUUCUUAUAUUUAUCACUGGUCUCAUCUGCUCAACCGGCAUGGGGAUGCCAGUCUCUGGAUUCCCUAAUCAGACAGCUGCUACCCAGGAAGACGAAUUGGGUGACCUAUAUCUUACCAAUGUAGACUUCUUGAAGAACGGCGUUCCCGCGAGUAUAAUCGCCACAUUUCGAAACGUACACACACGAUCCCGUGCGCGCCACCGGCCCGCCUGA